AUGGAAUCACAGCCUGUUGUCUUGGAGAUGGCAGGCAAUUGUGAUGGAACGACGAAAUCAAACGACGCUUUUGUCAAAGACAUAACAACCGAAGGGAAACAAUCAGACACGUUUACAGAUGAGGGAACAAGUGAACUUGUCGAGUUACCUCCUCUAACAUACAUUGACUUCAUCCCAGAAUGCAAAGAAUCGCAGACUGCAGGGAAAGAACCUAGCUAUGCAGAUUUCGGGUCAGUAGUAGAUCAAGCAAAUAGAUGGCUGCUCUCGGCUCUCAAGUUUGAAGUUUACAAAUGCGAGACCUUGUCUGUUAAACUGAGUGCUGAUUACAAGCCGCAGACUGGCCAGGCUUUGCUGCAUGUUGCUUCCAAUGGGAAAAACUCCUAUCUAAGAAUUUUGAGGUUGUGGUUGAUACCAAGAACAGAUUCGAACUCACCUGCACAACAAUUAGGGUACAUCACAGUACUACCCGACCACGCUAGUGGUAGCCGUACACAGGUUCUCAACUUGUUCCCUGGAACCACUACUACCAGAAAUGUGGUGGAAGUGAACCUGUCAUCCUUUGAUAACGUGAGAACCACUGUAGACAGACUGAACAGCCAGCUUCAGUUGAAACCACUUCCUGGGCGUGUGCUGACUGUUGAAACACAGACUUUCAAGUGCCUCGAGUCCGGUACAUGUGACAAACUCAACCCUGAAGCCUCUCUCUGGUCCGAAGCGGCAACAACAGCCAGACUGUACCUGACAGGACUCCGGAUUUUCUACGUGACAGGGCUGCCAGCAUGCGAGGCUAUCGGUUUCUAUGACGAAGUGCCAGAAAUGUUCCACAGCAAAGAUGGCUUGGGGUUAAAGGUCAAAUUUGCAACAGUUGACCAGACUUUGUCUAAAGCCUCCCAUUGGCUCCAACGACAGCAGGAUGUUCGAGUGGUCAGUAUUCAAAUGAUCGAUGUGAAGUUAGAACGAACACAAGUUUCAAAUUGUACAAAGGUUCAGUGUGACCCGCUCCAGUCUGGAUACACAGAAACUCCAGGUCUCACAGAGAUGAGAUAUACAAAGAUUUUAAGAAUCGCCUACAUUAAAGGAAAGACACUGGACAACUCACCACUUUACUCAGGCAUCAAUCUAACUUCAAGACUGUUUAUACCUGCACGAAUUAAGCGUAGAAAUUUCGAAACAUUUUCCCAGACAAUGCAUCAAGUGGCCAGCUGGCUGAGAACUUCUGGUACGCCAUUGUUGAUGUGUGAGACGACGAGGUAUUACUGUAGUAGGCCAGACUUCGUGAUCAACGGAUUUCAAAGCUAUCUCAUGUGCAUUUAG
Molecule: messenger RNA, 1314 nt
Organism: Candidula unifasciata
Lineage: Eukaryota; Metazoa; Mollusca; Gastropoda; Stylommatophora; Geomitridae
Source: the annotation of a GenBank genome assembly